Angiostrongylus costaricensis is the source of this 1221-nucleotide messenger RNA. The record is from the annotation of a GenBank genome assembly. Lineage: Eukaryota; Metazoa; Nematoda; Chromadorea; Rhabditida; Metastrongylidae.
AUGGGAUCGGCUUCGUCACGAACCGAACCACCGGUGGUUGUGACCUCAAAAAUACCGCUGUUUUGCCUUAAAAAACUGGGUCCACGCCACAUUAUUGUAGCAGGAGGCGGGGGUGAAUCGAAAACUGGUGUAUUAAACCUCAUGCAGACGUACCUCUUAACAUUUGGAAACAAAGCCAUAUCCAACUGCCCCACUCCCAUACAAGCGAAGCUUGUAAAUACGAUAAAUACAGAUUCAUAUGCUACUAUGAAUAUGGACGUUGUAUGCUGCUCGAAUCUAGAAAAAGGUCGGUAUUUGAUAGCAGCAGGUCAUGGACAGUAUUGUGAUAUAUACGAGACUACGGGUUAUACUGUCGGCAAAGAUGAUGCUGAUAAUGAAGUAUUAUCUUAUAAUAUUUGUAAUGUUGGGAGAUUAACGACAUCUGAAGAAGUCGAGUCUUUCCAGAAGUGCGUGCGUUUUGACCACUCAACUGCUGGGAAGCGGGUUGUGACUGGAGGAGAAGAUGGACGACUUCGAGUAUGGAACACACAUGCCCUGAAUCCUGAAACUAUCCGUACCCCAAUUCUUGACAUUGAGGCACACAAAUCAGAUGUGUUUGACAUUGACAUAUCAGCCGACGGACGAAUGAUUAUGUCUGUAAAAAUGCCUUUCUGUCGUCCAAUAAAUUCAUUGUUUUAUAGAACUAUUCGAUGUACUUGUCUUGGAAGUGGUAGAAAUUUGGUAUUCGUUGCCGGCUACAAUCCUGUUUCUCUUAGUUCGAAACGGGUGUCUUACUUAGCGUUAUGGGCUUACAGUCGAGAGAGACAAACUCUUCGGUCAAUUGUAGUGAGAAGAACAGGUCAAGGCGAUAGUAUAGCAUCCUUGUGUAUAAGCUCUUGUGGAAACUUCACGGGUGUAGGUACAAUGGGAGGUAGUGUGCUCAUUUAUGACACUCAUGAAAUGAGACAGUGUAUUGCUUUCAAGGAUACCCAUGGUAUUUUUGUGACUGCCGUAGAGUUUCUUGACAGAACAUCCGCAGAUGUCUUGUCUUUGAUUCCACAACCAACAUCUGGAAACGCUCGUUCAUGUGCCCGUGCUUCUAUCAUAUCUCUUAGUGCCGAUCAAACGAUCCAGGUUCACAGUCUACCGUUCGAUAAACCCUCAACUUCAUUGUUUUUGGUUAAACUGUUUUUCUCUUCAGUAGUGGUUUACUGCAUUAUUUGGUGUCUUUCUCUUAUUUAG